Chiroxiphia lanceolata (lance-tailed manakin) is the source of this 5254-nucleotide messenger RNA. It is a transcript of the gene RUNX1, whose product is annotated as RUNX family transcription factor 1. The transcript has 6 exons. Gene Ontology annotation, biological process: hemopoiesis; regulation of cell differentiation; regulation of transcription by RNA polymerase II. Gene Ontology annotation, cellular component: nucleus. NCBI's taxonomy places the organism in Eukaryota, Metazoa, Chordata, Aves, Passeriformes, Pipridae. The record is from RefSeq and is a predicted model, not a curated record. Bases 1942 to 3381 code for a protein of 479 amino acids. Gene Ontology annotation, molecular function: DNA-binding transcription factor activity, RNA polymerase II-specific; RNA polymerase II cis-regulatory region sequence-specific DNA binding; ATP binding.
CUCCCGCCCGCACCGACUCGCUCCCGGCCGCCUCCAUCCAUCCCGGCCGCGGCGGGCGCCGGGCGGGACGCGGCACACGGGAUACGGGACACGGGACACGGGACCCCGCGCUCCCCACGCGUGAAGACCCCGCGAUCUCUCUCCGCCGCGGGAAUGCGCUUUCUCCGAGCACUCCUGCCUAACCCCGGCCGGCAACCUGUGGGCUGAUCUUCUUCCCCCUCGGCAACCUGUGGGCUGAUCUUCUUCCCCCUCGGCAACCUGUGGGCUGAUCUUCUUCCCCCUCGGCAACCUGUGGGCUGAUCUUCUUCCCCCUCGGCAACUUUUCGGGCUGAUCUUCUUCCCCCUCGGCAACUUUUUGGGCUGAUCUUCUUCCCCCCGGCAACUCUGGGGUUGCCCUUCGCCCGGUGCUUCCCGGCUGCCUUCUCCUCGUCGGGCUCCUCCGCCGCCUCCCUUUGCGGAAGGAAAGCUUCCACUCCUUCAACAGCAGUGAUUUUGCUGGGUGGUUUUUCUUAUUUUUUAUUUUUUUUUUUUUUUUAACUGUGGCUGGCGGCUUUUGGUUUUCCGUGUGUGUGUGUCUGUGUGUGUGUGUCUGUGUGUGGGGGCUUUUCGGAGCAGGCUGGCGAUGUCCAUCCCGCUGGACGAGAGAAAAGCCAUGUUUCCGAGAGCAGGCUUCCACCUGCUGCGGUUCAAAUACUGUUAAGCAGCCGGUUUCUGUGGCCGAAUUAGAGGAAGACGGUCUCAGAUACUAAAAAAAAAAAAAAGGAGAGAGAGAGAGAGAGAAUUGGCAAUGAGUGCCGAAGUUGUUGCAGACUGUUGGUUUGACUGCUGAGGAGGACGUGAGUGGGAGAGAGAGAGCGCUGUUGCACACACAAAACCACAGAGAGAACCCACAAUUUAACCAACAUCCCCAAACCCAAGUUUUCGGCUGUGGACCUUUUAGCCUCAGAGCUUGCGAUCGGCUGCGACCUUUCUUUAAACCGAUGAAAGGCGUUACACCAAAGAUAGAGAUUCGAGGCUCGAAUGCAAUGCCCUGAGCUUUUCUUUUUUCACCUUUUUUUUUUUUUUGCCUUUUUUUUUUGCGCAAGAAUAAUCGAGAGGUCAUGACACGACUACUCUUAGAGAGACGCGAACCAAACUACUGAAGCUCAUUUUCAAGGCUGCUUAAAAAAAAAAAAAAAAAAAAAAAAAAAAAAAGAAAGAAAAAACUCGCAGAGAACAUUAAUGGAUUCCUGUUGUGUUUAAAUUCUCUACAGAUUAUACUGUAAAUAUUUUAUGAAGUCCGGUAUAUGUGUGUGUGGUUGCGUGUGUGGACGUGAAUAUAUAUAUACACAGUUGUAGCCAGCUGACCUUUGAUCACCAAGUCUCGCUCUCGUACCGCCUUCUCUGAAGACAACCCCGAAUUUCCCUCUCGAAAAGAGCCAUUUUUUGCCCGCGGAAGACGCCGCUGUGGUUUAUUUUCUCUUGGGACUGUAGAAAAAUCACCUGGAAGAAACCGAUAGGCGGCUGGCAGGGAAGCCCAGGCUUUGCGCGUGUUUCUUGUUACUUGGUCGCCUCCCUUCUUCUUUUUAUUUUUUUUUUUUUCCUUUUUUUUUCCCCUUGGGGAGUUUGGAAUGAGCUUUCUCCCCGAGAACUUUUCGUGGCCCGGCCGCGGACUCGAUGGGCGGUAAAGCCCCGCACGGACGCCCCUUGGGUUUAUCGGAUUAACGUGUUCGUUCCGCCGCUCCAGGGAGCCAAGAGUUAAGUCUGGGCGCGCUCUCUCUAUAUCUCAGCAAAAAAAAAAAAAAUUAACUUCGGGGACUGGCGUAGAAACGAGUUUCCCGCGGGUCCUCGGCCCGUCUCCGUUUAUGUUGGUCCCCAGAGAGCGGCUCGCCGAAGAGUUGCGCUCGCCUCGCUGUUCUGUGAGAACUCCGUGGAGGUCCCUCACUCAAAAGGCUUGUUGUGAUGCGUAUCCCCGUAGAUACCAGCACCAGCCGCCGCUUCACGCCGCCCUCCACCACGCUGAGCCCGGGGAAGAUGAGCGAGCCGCUGGCGCUGCCCGGCGCCGAGCACGGCGGGGCUUUGCCGGGGAAGCUGCGCGGCGCCGACCGCAGCAUGGUGGAGGUCCUGGCCGACCACCCCGGGGAGCUGGUGCGCACCGACAGCCCCAACUUCCUCUGCUCCGUGCUGCCCACCCACUGGCGCUGCAACAAGACGCUGCCCAUCGCCUUCAAGGUGGUGGCCCUGGGGGACGUCCCCGACGGGACGCUGGUGACGGUGAUGGCCGGGAACGACGAGAACUACUCGGCGGAGCUGCGGAACGCCACGGCCGCCAUGAAGAACCAGGUGGCGCGGUUCAACGACCUCCGCUUCGUGGGCAGGAGCGGGAGAGGGAAAAGCUUCACGUUGACAAUCACGGUGUUCACCAACCCCCCCCAAGUAGCCACAUACCACAGAGCCAUCAAGAUAACAGUGGAUGGACCUCGGGAACCCAGAAGACACCGUCAGAAAAUAGAUGAGCAGACAAAGCCCGGCAGUUUGUCCUUCUCCGAGCGCCUGAGCGAGCUGGAGCAGCUGCGUCGCACGGCCAUGAGGGUCAGCCCACACCACCCAGCCCCCACAGCCAACCCACGGGCCUCCCUGAACCACUCCACUGCUUUUAACCCUCAGCCUCAGAGCCAGAUCCAGGACACGAGGCAGGUGCAGCCGUCCCCGCCGUGGUCCUACGACCAGUCCUACCAGUACCUGGGCUCCAUCGCCGCGCCCUCGGUGCACCCGGCCACGCCGAUCUCGCCGGGCCGGGCCGGCGGCAUGUCCUCGCUCACCGCCGAGCUCUCCAGCCGCCUCUCCAGUGAUGAUCCUGGGAUUCUGGGAUUCUUUAACCCAUCCGCUCUCCCUCCCUCCCGCCCAGGCGCUUCGGACCUGACGGCCUUCAGCGACCCCCGGGUGGGCAUCGACCGCUCCUUCCCGGCGCUGCCGUCCAUCUCCGACCCGCGGAUGCACUACCCGGGGGCCUUCACCUACACGCCCACGCCCGUCAGCUCCGGCAUCGGCAUCGGCAUGUCCGCCAUGUCCACGGCCUCCCGCUACCACACGUACCUCCCGCCGCCCUACCCGGGCUCCUCGCAGGCCCAGGGCGGCCCUUUCCAGGCCGGCUCCCCUUCCUACCACCUGUACUACGGCACCUCGGCCGGCUCCUACCAGUUCUCCAUGCUCUCCGGGGGCGACCGCUCCCCGCCGCGCAUCCACCCGCCCUGCACCAACGCCUCCACGGGCUCGGCGCUGCUCAACCCCAACCUGCCCAGCCAGAGCGACGUGGUGGAGGCCGAGGGCAGCCACAGCAACUCGCCCACCAACAUGGCCAGCACGGCGCGGCUCGAGGAGGCCGUCUGGAGGCCCUACUGAUCCCCCGGGAGCUUCCCCGGGGGCAGGACUGCCGCGCCGUCCCGGUGCAUCCCGCCGUCGGUUUGAGGAGCCAACCCUCCAGGAGCUGCGGCACAGGCCCUGGAGAAGCACCAGGACAUCCCUGAGCUUCGGGGGGAAAGGAGGACGCCCCGCUUUGGUGGCCCGUUUGUCUGGGUAGGAAGGUUUGUCUCCAAGGCCCCGUGGCUUUUCCUGGGCUUUAUGAAGGUUCUCCGCAAAAAAAAAAAAAAAGAGAGAGAGAGAGAGAGUGUGUUUCGGUUCACUUCUAUUUUUAGGACUUAAAAAACUAAAACCAAAAAAAACCAAAAAAAAAACCACAAAAAAAAACCCACAAAAAAAAAAAUUUAAAAAAACCCAUAGUGAGUUUACUGCAUCUUAUGGACAUUUUAACUAUAAGGAAAGUAUAGGAAGAUUCCCAGAGGGAAACUGUGAACGCUCCUGUUUUAGCAAUGCUGUGAAUGAGAGGUUUUUUUUAUACGUUGGACUUCGUUCUUUCUUUGCUUUGUUUUGUUGAUUUGUUGGGUUUUUUUUAAACCACGUUGUAUAUUCCAAAGAAUAUGGAAUUUUUUUAUGGCUGGGGUUUUGGGUUUUUUGGGGGGUUUGGUUUUGUUUUGUUUGGGUUUUUUUUUUUUUUUUUUAAGGAUGCAGCUCAUCCUGCUUUGCAUCUAAUUUCUCUUGGCACCUUAUAAAUUGCAAAAACAAGAAGAUUUUGCUCUUUUUUGUUUUGUUUUGUUUUAAUCACGCUCGCUUCUUUCUUGCUUUGUCAACUGAAAGAAUCAGCCCCUUUUUCAAUGAGUUAAUUUAACUUUUUAUCUCUUGGACUUCUAUUUUUUUUUUUUUUACCACAAUGGCUACAGCCUUGGGUCAUUUUCAACUACUGUACUUCUUUGAUGAGUUCAUUGAUAUUUAUGCUUGAUAUUUAGACUUUUCUUAUUUGUUGAUACUAUUAUUAUUUAAAUGUGCCUAUAUUAAAAAAAAAAUAUCAGCAAUUGCCUUUUUUUGGUAGCAGCCAAAGUCAAAUUUAUCCCAUGGAAAAAGGCUGGAUAACGAUGGGUAAAGUGACCUCCUAAUUACCUAGAAAUGUUGUUUACAAUUAUCUCACUCUCAGCUCACUGGGCUCAGAUUCCCAAAGGCAUUGAGGUGCCAAAUUCCCGCCGGAAGGCACCAAAAUCCCUGGGAAUUUCAGUGGAGUCAUCUCUCCCUGUUGCUCCCACGCUUUUCCUUCGUCGCCAGUGGUGACCCUCAGGAUCAGGGAUCAGGAUGUAGGUAUUCCACGAGGCAGAUUCAAUAUUCCCUAAUUAAUGGGGAAUUCCCUAAUUAACGGCUCCGCUCUGCUCCCAGGCUUGCCUGGGCUUCCCAACGGUGCCAGUGGUGGCCUCCUGGUCCUUCAGAAGUGAAAGCCAACCCGCAGAUUUGAGGGUGGUGAGGCACUGGAACAGGUUGCCCGGAGAAUUUGUGGCUGCCCCAUCUUUGGGAGUGUCCAAGGCCAAGUUGGAUGGAGCUCUGAGCAACCCGGUCUAGUGGACGGCUCCCUGUCCGUGGCAGGGGGUUGGGUUGGAUGGUCUUUAAGGUCCCUUCCAACCCAAACCACUCCAUGGUUCAUUUUAGGCAGGGCACAAGCACAUCAGAUGUCACUGUAAAGUUUAUUUUUUAUGUGAGGGCACUGUUUGAUUGGGAGGGUUUGAUCCCAGGGCAGUCCUUGUGCUGCUCCUCGAGCCCGAACUGCCGAUGCUGCGCGUCCCAAACGAGCUGAUUGUUAUUUAAUGUACCUCUUGAAACGAGUGAAACCAAUUGCAGGUCAACUCAGAGAGUUAUUUGAAAGCAGGGCUUCAGAUCAGUGUUUGAUGUUGUAAAA